Molecule: messenger RNA, 1343 nt
Organism: Telopea speciosissima
Lineage: Eukaryota; Viridiplantae; Streptophyta; Magnoliopsida; Proteales; Proteaceae
Product: probable aspartic proteinase GIP2
Exons: 1
Coding region: 204-1343 (379 amino acids)
Biological process (GO): proteolysis
Molecular function (GO): aspartic-type endopeptidase activity
Source: RefSeq, a predicted model, not a curated record
UUCAACUCUGUCUCUUCUUCUUUCUCCUCCUCUUACUCAACUCUUCCAUUGCCCAGAAAACAAGCUCCACCGCACAACCGCGCACGCUUAUCCUUCCGUUGUCUAAAGACAACCAAACCCUCCAAUACAUAACAACCAUCUACCGUGGUACACCUCAAACAGCAGUAAAUCUCGCCGUAGACCUUGGUGGCCCCUUCCUCUUCAUGUCCUGCAACUACACCUCUUCCACCUUCCACAUACCGCACUGCGGCUCUCCGCAGUGUUCCAUCGCCAAGGCCUACUGUAAUAGCCUCUGUGAUUCUUCCUCUCCUCCCGCAUUCUGCGGUCCCAACAACACUUGCGAUCUCAUUCCUCUCAACUCCUUCACCCAAACCAACGACGCAGGGUACGUCGCAGAGGAUGCCGUGGCUGUUCGAUCCGCAGAUGGCCACGCCAUCACGGAUUCUAAUUUCAUCUUGUCUUGUGCUUCCAAAGAUGUCUUAUCCGGUCUAGCCAGUGGCACCCAAGGCAUCGCUGGACUCGGUCGGAAUCGGAUUGCAUUGCCGAUUCAACUCGCCUCAGCAUAUAACUUGACUCGGAAAUUCGCGGUCUGCUUGCCGGUGGUGACGACAAUAUCGAUUAGUGGAUCGUCGGCGGGUGUUAUGUUUAUUGGCGAUGGUCCGUAUACGUUCCUUCCAAAUGUCGACGUGUCAUCGUCUCUGAUCUACACGCGGCUUUUGACCAAUCAGGUGAGUACAAGUGGCACUCCCUUUAAGAAAGAAUCAUCGGUGUUGUACUUUGUACCGAUGAAGUCUAUUAAGAUCAACGGUAAGGAUUUGUCAUUAAAUUCAUCUUCGUUUAUGAUCCGUCGAAAUGGGUCCGGUGGAGUGAAGAUCAGCACAGUGGCAAACUACACUACCAUGUCACGCUCCAUAUAUAAGGUCUUUACUAAGGCAUUUGUUAAAGAGGCUGAAGCCAUGAAUAUAUCCAGAGUAGCAGCAGUGGAGCCUUAUAAGGUGUGUUUCAGCUCUAAGAAUGUGUUGAUUACACGAGUGGGACCGGCUGUACCGACCGUUGAUUUGGUAUUGGAUAAUGUGAACUCGACAGGGGUCGUAGAUUGGAUGAUCUUUGGUGCCAAUUCAAUGGUACAAGUGAAUGAUAACGUAUUGUGUUUGGGUUUCAUGAAAGCGAGUGCGGGGUCAACGGUUUCCACAAAACUAAGGGCUGCGAUUGUAAUCGGAGGGUAUCAGUUGGAGAAUAAUCUAUUGGAGUUUGAUCUGGCUAAAUCAAGGCUAGGGUUUAGCUCUUCGCUCCUGUUCCGCCAAACUACCUGUGCUAACUACAACUUCACAUCUACGGCCUAG